Messenger RNA from Didymodactylos carnosus, 2415 nucleotides. The record is from the annotation of a GenBank genome assembly. NCBI's taxonomy places the organism in Eukaryota, Metazoa, Rotifera, Eurotatoria, Philodinida, Philodinidae.
AUGAGUGUAUUCGACGUUGAUCCAACAGCGCUAUCAUUCAUCGAUAAUUCACCAGAUUUAAUUCCAUUAGACGAUAUUCAACCAUCAAGUACAGUUACUAGCAGCAAUAACAGUUUUGAUCCAUACAAAUUUUUAAAUACAAAUCCAUCGCCGAUUUCAACAACAACAACAACAAUUGUAUCAUCUUCAACGUCAAAUCAACAACAUCAUAAAGAAGGUGAUAUUAAUGUUGAUGUUUCCGAUUGGAGAAAUAUUCAAGUUGAUCCAUUAUGGACCUCUUCCACUAAUAUUGAUGCAUUAACGAAUAACAGAUAUUUUAAUACAAAUAUAUUACCAUUUCAGUCACAUAUCACUUCAUCCACUUCUACUGCACAUAAUAGUAAUAAUCAUCUCACUACUCCACAAAUUUCAAAUUAUCCAUGGACACAACCAUUAUCGUUUCCAUUUCAACCAUAUUAUCCAAAUACUAAUACUAUAAUACAACCUACAAACAGUAAUAAUAGUUCAUGGCUUCCAUCACAAGAUACAAUUAAUUCAUUUAUAACUCCUCCAACUCUACCACUACAACCACAGCAAUCAACAUUCAAUCGAAUGCCAAUAAUAAAAGCACAACCACCACCACAACAACAACAGCAACAACCAUUUUUUCAUCCAAUUCAACCCCCAUUACCACGAUUUAAUACAGACAAUAACAAUGUUAUUGAUCUUACAAUGUACAAUAACACAGUAAAUGCAAACUAUGCAACUAACAGUAUUCGUUCUCAACAACUUUUUACACAACAACCUCUACCAAAAUUAAUUACGCCGGUGCUUACAAAAUCCACUCAAGCUCCACGUCUUCCAUCGACAACGAUCACUACGCCAUGGCCACAUCCACCAACUGAUGUUGAUCUAUUACGUGUUCCUGAUAUUGAUAUUGAAUCGAUAAUUGUUCAAGUUGAAAUGAUAAUACCUGAUAUUGAUGUUGAUAAUGCUCGUCGUCAAAUUACAGCAAUGAAUCCAAUACCAUCUCUCGAUGAUAUUAUUACAUAUUUUUUCGAUAAUGGUUAUAUUAAAAAAAAAAAUCGUAAAGAACAAGAUAAACAUACACAAAUAAAACGUUCGUGGAGUGAUACAAUCGAUGAUAUACCAAAAUUUUUACUUAAAUACGCAGAUCCUAUUAGCUUUUUUUUUGAUAUAAAACGAAAGGUGUCAGAUUCUUAUAUUAAUCAUGCUAAACCAUAUCUAAUACGAGCAUUUCCAUCGUUCGAUAAAACAAUUUUGGAACAAGCAUUAAAAGAAGAAAAUAAUCAUUUUUUACCAACACUUCGAAAAUUAGAAACAAGAAGUGGUAUUCGUACAAAUGCGUUUGUUACAAGACGAUCAAUUAAAAGAGCAUUAGAUCAGUUAGAUGUUCAUGUCGAUGGUAUUUCUCGUUCUACUGUUGGUUGGGCUGGUACGGGAAAGAAUAAGUAUGCGUUUAGUGAUAUACCAAUGAUACCAUGUGAAGAAUUUUAUGAUGAGUUACGUUUCGCUAAAAAUGAAAAAAAAAUUCGAAGUUAUAUUCAAAAACAAAUAAAAGAACAUGAGAAAAAAGUGAAAAAGGCGAAAAGAGGACAUCAAACCAUUGAAUGUGAAGUUUGUAUGGGAGAAGAUUUACUUGUUGACGAUAUGGUUGAAUGUAGUGCGGCUAGUGGUCAUCUAGCAUGUCGUGUUUGUGUUCGUACCUAUGUUGAAACAGGCUUUAAAGAGGGUAAAUGUCGUUUUCCAUGUGUUCGCGAUGGUUGUCACGGUGAAUAUUCAAUGCGUUUAUUAACUGAAUUAUUACCACCAAAAGAUAUUGAACGUUUAAGUAAACGAUCACAAGAAGAAAAUAUUCGACAAGCUUCAAUUGAUGGUCUUGAAACUUGUCCCUAUUGUCCGUACGCAGUUAUUGUUGAUAAUCAAGAUGAUAAAGUAUUUCGUUGUUUAAAUCCAGAUUGUAUGCGAGAAACGUGCAGACUUUGUAAAGAAUUAAAUCAUAUACCAUUGAGAUGUGACGAAGUAGAAAAAGGUAUUGAAUUAGAAAUGCGUAAAUUUAUUGAAGAACAUGUAACAGAAGCAAUGAUUAGAAAAUGUCCACGUUGUACAACAAAAUUUUAUAAAACCGAUGGAUGUAACAAAAUUACAUGUUCAAGUUGUGGAUUGUAUAUUUGUUAUAUGUGUCGUCAACAAAUUAACGGCUACGAUCAUUUCACAAAUAAUGACCGCUGUACAUUAAGUAAUACAAGUGAAAAAAUUCAUUAUGACGAAAUGGUUGGUGCUUAUUCAAAUGCAAAAGCUGAAUAUUUACGUUUACAUCCCGAUGCUCGAGAAAUGGUAUUACGCUAUGAUCCAAUUGCUCAUCUAAAACAUCCUGCUACAACGACUACAACUACAUUAGUAGCUGGACACUAG